CAUGUUAUCUGGUAACACCAAUGGAACGUGUGACACAUAGAGAAAUUAAAUGUGGAAGGAUAUUAAGUGGAAAAAGAGAUUGAAAUCGAAAAUCAAAUCAGUCCAAGUGAAAAAAUUCCAUAAGGCGAAAGCAAAAGUUGGUAAAUAAGUUCUGAUUGGAUUAAAAUGUGGUAGUGAAAACAUUGACCGUGAAAUUAAACCAUUUGGAUUGUUCCGAAACAAAUAUAUAUGAAAAUAUCUUGGCAAAUCAAAGGUCGUGAUUAAUAAGUGUGCAAAUGCAAAGUGACAACAACAAAACUAAGGUUACAAUUGGUGCUUAAUUAGGUUUCGAGAGAUUCCCGAGACUUCGUUUCCAAUUAAAAAAGUGACGAACUAGUGAGCAACCGAGCGCAAAGCUACAUAGAGAAGACUCAUCACGAUGACUAGUCCAGAGAAUAGAAUAUUAAACCAUGAUAUUGCGCGUGAAGCCGGAAAUGAUGAACAUUUGCAUAUAACAUCGGGAACAAUUUCACUGGACUACAAGCCAAUGCAACCAAACGCAACCGAUUUAGAUCAACAGAUAUUGGAGCUGAAAAAGAAGCAGGAAUUACAAAAACAGAUGCUUCUCCAUACAUUUCAUGAACAGACGAAGGAGCUGGAAUUGCGACACAAAAUGCAGCUGGAGCAAAAGUACCAGUAUGCGGUGCAUUCACAUGGCGCUUUCCAGGAACUACGAGAACAAAGACUUUCCGCCGCCGCCGCCGCCGCAGAGGAGCAGCAGCAGCGCGAGCGGCGUGACCGUGAGGUAAUUAAGCGAAAGGAAAACUGCAGUGCCAAUGCCAGCCCCGAAGUCAAGCAAAUUUUAAAUAACUUUCUAAUUAACCGCAAACAGGCGGCCUCCUCCAAUGGCAUAACGACGACGUCACCUUACCGAAAUAGUAGAGGUGUAGUGAAAAGCUCGUCCGGCGAAUCUUUGCCAGCCGGUUCGUUGACAAGUGCACAUCCAUAUAAAAUACCGCAACCGCCAUCAUCGUUUCUGAAAUAUGAAUCUGACUUUCCACUUCGAAAAACAGCAUCCGAACCAAAUUUGCUGAAGCUACGUCUAAAGCAAAGCGUCAUUGAGCGCAAGCAGCGAAUCAGCGGUCCAGCUGUGCUACGUCGGCAUGAGCGCAUACUGCAGCGAAGACAGCAGAAGCAAAAUUCCGCUUUAACAAAUUGCAGCAGCACACCGGAUUCGGGGCCCAACUCACCACCCUCAUCCACGCUCUCCGCCGGUGUGGUGGGUAGUCGUGGUUCCCCGACUAGUGCACCGAUCCAAGAGGAGAACGAAGAGAGCGGACCUUAUCAGCCGGGCCAGCGUAGCAAUAUAAAUGAUCUCUCACUCUUCAGUUCACCAUCCAUGCCGAAUAUACCACUUGGCGGUCCACAUUUGGCCAGUCAUGCACAUGCUCAAGCUAAUGUCAGCAACUAUAAUAUGCUUGCUGCACUGCGGCAACAUGUACCCACAUUGGCGGCACCCACAUACUACAGUCCGUUGGCGAUACCAUUCGCACGCCAUCAACCACACCCGCCGCCACAGCCGCCAUCGCAUGCCGCAUCGAUAGCGGUCGCUGCAGCUGGUGUUAUGCCACCUACGCCAUCGCCAGUUGUACGCUCGGCAUCGGCAACGUCCACCUCAUCGUCGCAAGCCCCCUUGGCCAGUGAUGUUUUACCACCUAUUGCGCAUGCUGCUUCAACACUUUUACCAGCCGGCAGCGCUGGUGCACACAAUCACAACGUGUUGGGCUCUGGUACAUUGCAUCCCGUCACACCAAUGGUUGGUGUUUCGCCUUCGAUGUAUGGUCAGCCGAUAACCGAUGCCCAAGUGGCUCAUGCCCACCUCAAUAAGCAAGGACACCGUCCACUGGGACGUACUCAGUCAGCUCCGCUACCGUUGGGUCAUCCAAUGUUAACCGGCACGGGUCAGAUUGGCGUAGGGCAGACGCAUUAUGAGAACAGUGAUGCGGAACAACAAGCGCAUAUGUUGGUUACACAAAAGAUACGGCAAACACUGAUCAAUCGUAGUAGUGCCAAUCGUGAACCCCAACUCAAGGAGGAAGAAGAUGCGGCUGAAGUGAUCGAUUUGACGGACAAAAAGAAGCCACCAAAGACCAUCAUUACAAGUAUUGUACCCACGAGUACUUCACAAAAUCUGCCAGAGACCACCAAUGUACCACUGGGCGCCUGCAUGCCCAAUACACCGAGUAAGUUGCGCGAUCAGGAGUACCUGCAACAACAAAGGGAGCUGUUGUAUAGACAAGCAUUGCAGAUGGAUGAUUCAAUCGCACGAGGCUUAAUACGCCCACUGUCGCGUACGUUAUCCAGUCCAUUGGUGCAUAUGGGUCCUAAUGGUAUUAGUCAGCUGCCAGACACCGGGCAAUAUGCUCCACCUAUCAUAACUUCCUCAUCAGCAGAUCAUAUACCGCCAGUUAAUCUCACAGUCCCUCAUCGGCGUCGAGUGCUCGAGCUUUCGCCAACUGGGAUGGCCGCAUCGAGUGCAUUCUCAUCCUUACCUGCCAUACAGCCGGCUAUUGCUGGUACAACCGGUGGCAAACUGAUAAAUGAGUUUCCUACGCACAAAACUACCACUGGUCUCGCUUAUGAUAAUCUGAUGCAGAAACAUGCCUGCACAUGUGGUGACAAUUCCGUACAUCCGGAGCACAGUGGUCGUUUGCAAAGUAUAUGGGCGCGCCUAAUUGAAACUGAUCUGGCCAAACGUUGCGAUCGUCUGCGUUCACGUAAAGCCACGCUAGAGGAGUUACAAACGGUACACACAGAAGCACACACAAUGCUCUUCGCUUCGAGUUCGUGCCAAUUGAAUAGGCAAAAGUUGGAUAGUCCGCCGGCGUUGGGCUUUGUACGCCUCUCCUGUGGUGGUUACGGUGUGGACUUGGAUACCACUUGGAAUAAGGAUCAUACUGCCGCCGCUGCACGCAUGGCUGCGGGUUGUGUUAUUGAUUUGGCUUUUAAAACGGCCAAAGGCGACAUUAAGAAUGGUUUUGCGGUUGUACGUCCACCUGGCCACCAUGCCGAAGCCAAUUUGGCUAUGGGUUUUUGCUUCUUUAAUUCUAUUGCGAUUGCCGCCAAAUUGCUGCGACAACGUGUGCCCGAAAUGAAGCGUGUGCUAAUCGUAGAUUGGGAUGUGCAUCAUGGCAAUGGUACACAACAGGCAUUCUACGAUAGCCCCGAUGUGCUGUACUUGUCCAUACACAGGCACGACGAUGGUAACUUUUUCCCCGGCACUGGUGGUUCCACUGAGUGCGGUAUUGGCGCCGGCGCUGGUUUUAAUGUAAACAUUUCCUGGUCAGGUUCUCUGGAUCCACCAUUGGGCGAUGCCGAAUAUAUUGCUGCAUUCCGUACAAUUGUGAUGCCGAUCGCAAAAUGUUUUAAUCCAGAUAUUAUUUUGGUGUCGGCUGGUUUCGACGCAGCUGCAGGUCAUCCUCCACCUUUAGGCGGUUACUUAGUAUCACCGGCUUGUUUUGGGUUCAUGACGCGUGAACUAAUGCAAUUGGCCGAUGGCAAAGUGGUGUUGGCGCUAGAGGGUGGCUACGACCUACCCGCUAUUUGUGAUUCUGCGCAGGAGUGCGUACGCGCGCUGCUUGGCGAUCCAUUAUCGGCGAUCGCAGAAAGUGAGCUGAAUAGGCCGCCUUGUCAGAAUGCGAUAGACACCCUGCAGAAAACGAUUGCCAUACAGUCACAACAUUGGCCAUGUGUACGCCGUUUAGCCCAUACCGUCGGUCUAUCUGCCCUUGAUGCAUUGAAAAUUGAACAUGACGAAUCGGAAACAAUUACGGCUAUGGCGGGACUCUCGAUGCAAUCGAUGAACAGAACUUUAUCACGUGAUGACUCUGAGGAGCCAAUGGAUCAAGAUGAAGCCAAAUAAUUUUAAACCGUGGAGCUCGAACGAUUUUUGACUUGAUUGAUUUGCACAGACGCACUUAAUGUUGCUAUUGUUGCAAUUUUUUAUUACAUAAUCCGCCGUUAAACGAUAUAUAUUUAUCAGCCAAGCGGACAUCGGAUGGGGUACACAGACGUGUGUAUUGUCUAUGGGAAGUGUAAGAUGCUGUUUCGGUUUCAAGAUUUUAUUAUCUAUUCCCACUUGACUCAUGAGCUGAGGUUAUGUUGAAACAAAAAACACAUGCCAACGCGCUGGAGGGAAGUCAGUCCGUUACAGCAUUUAGUGUAGCCGUUGUAUUUGUUGGGCGUUUGAUAUUAAGUGGAGCAAACAACUCCCGCCCAAGUAAUUCGUUCAUUGCUAAGCCUAUGAAAGGGGGAAAACCGAAAGAACUAAAAACAAAAGCUUUUCUGGCAUAUAUGUAGUAGUAAAAUUGAAAAUGCGUAUAUGUAUAUUAGAUAUACGUUUAAAU
Bactrocera tryoni is the source of this 4385-nucleotide messenger RNA. It is a transcript of the gene HDAC4, whose product is annotated as histone deacetylase 4. Gene Ontology annotation, cellular component: histone deacetylase complex. The record is from RefSeq and is a predicted model, not a curated record. The coding region runs from base 419 to 3901 and encodes 1160 amino acids. Gene Ontology annotation, molecular function: histone deacetylase activity. Gene Ontology annotation, biological process: negative regulation of transcription by RNA polymerase II; chromatin organization. Lineage: Eukaryota; Metazoa; Arthropoda; Insecta; Diptera; Tephritidae. The transcript is spliced from 15 exons.